AUGCAGCUGAAAAUAAUGCCGAAAAAGAAGCGCUUAUCCGCAGGCAGAGUGCCCCUGAUUCUCUUCCUGUGCCAGAUGAUUAGUGCCCUGGAUGUGCCUCUUGAUUCAAAACUUCUUGAAGACUUGGUACAACCUCCAACCAUCACUCAACAGUCUCCAAAAGAUUACAUUAUUGACCCUCGAGAGAACAUUGUGAUCCAGUGUGAGGCCAAAGGGAAACCUCCUCCCAGCUUUUCCUGGACCCGAAAUGGGACUCAUUUUGACAUCGAUAAAGACCCUCUCGUCACCAUGAAGGCUGGCUCAGGAACCCUCGUCAUUAACAUUCUGAGCGAAGGGAAGGCAGAGACCUACGAAGGCGUCUAUCAGUGCACAGCCAGGAACGAACGCGGAGCUGCCAUUUCUAAUAACAUUGUUGUUCGUCCAUCCAGGUCACCGUUGUGGACCAAAGAAAAACUUGAACCAAUAACACUUCGAAGUGGCCAGUCUUUGGUACUUCCCUGCAGACCUCCAAUUGGUUUACCACCAGCUAUAAUAUUCUGGAUGGAUAAUUCCUUUCAAAGACUUCCUCAGAGUGAGAGGGUUUCCCAGGGUCUGAAUGGAGACCUUUAUUUUUCCAACGUUCUCCCAGAGGAUUCCCGCGAAGACUAUAUCUGUUACGCCAGAUUUAACCACACUCAAACCAUACAGCAGAAGCAGCCUAUUUCUGUGAAGGUGAUUUCAGUGGAUGAAUUGAAUGACACUAUAGCAGCUAAUUUGAGUGACACUGAGGUUUAUGGUGCUAAAUCAAGUAGAGAGAGGCCACCAACAUUUUUAACUCCAGAAGGCAAUGCAAGUAACAAAGAGGAAUUAAGAGGAAAUGUUCUUUCAUUAGAAUGUAUUGCAGAAGGACUGCCCACACCAAUUAUUUACUGGAUAAAAGAAGAUGGAACACUACCCACCAACCGGACAUUUUAUAGGAACUUUCAGAAAACUCUGCAGAUCACCCAAGUUUCAGAAGCAGACUCGGGGAAGUACCAGUGUAUCGCCAAAAAUGCGUUAGGGGUCAUCCAUCACACCAUCUCUGUCACAGUAAAAGCGGCUCCAUACUGGAUCAUGGCACCUCAAAAUCUUGUGCUGUCCCCAGGAGAGAACGGGGCCCUGAACUGCAGAGCUAAUGGCAACCCCAAACCCAAAAUUAGCUGGUUAUCGAAUGGAGUCCCAAUAGAAAUUGCCCCUGAUGACCCCAGCAGAAAAAUAAAUGGAGAUACCAUUAUUUUUUCAAGUGUUCAAGAGCGAUCCAGUGCCGUGUACCAGUGCAAUGCCUCUAAUGAAUAUGGAUAUUUACUGGGAAAUGCAUUUGUAAAUGUGCUGGCUGAGCCCCCACGCAUCCUUACAUCUGCAAACACACUCUAUCAGGUCAUCGCAAACAGGCCUGCUCUACUAGAUUGUGCCUUCUUUGGGUCUCCUCUGCCUUCCGUUGAGUGGUUCAAAGGAACUAAAGGUAGUGCUCUUCGUGAAGACCCUUAUUUUUUUCAUGAAAAUGGAACUUUGGAAAUUCCCGUGGCCCAAAAGGACAGCACAGGAACGUAUACAUGUGUUGCAAAGAAUAAGUUAGGAAUGGCAAAGAAUGAAGUUCACUUAGAAAUCAAAGAUCCAACGAGGAUCAUUAAACAGCCUGAGUAUGCGGUUGUGCAAAGAGGGAGCACAGUGUCCUUCGAAUGCAAAGUGAAACACGAUCAUACCUUGAUCCCUACUGUCACCUGGCUGAAGGACCACGGUGAGCUGCCCAGUGACGGAAGGUUCACUAUUGACAAGGACCAUUUGGUGGUAGCUGAUGUAAGUGACGAUGAUGGUGGGACCUACACGUGUGUGGCCAACACAACUCUGGACAACGUUUCUGCCAGUGCUGUGCUUAGCGUUGUCGCUCCUACUCCAACUCCAGCUCCCAUUUACGAUGUCCCAAAUCCUCCCUUUGACUUAGAAUUGACAGAUCAACUCGACAAAAGUGUUCAGCUGUCAUGGACCCCAGGCGAUGACAAUAACAGUCCUAUUACAAAAUUCAUCAUUGAAUAUGAAGAUGCAAUGCACGAGGCGGGGCUAUGGCACCACCAAGCGGAAGUUCCGGGGACGCAGACCAGAGCCCAGCUGAAGCUGUCUCCCUAUGUGAACUACUCCUUUCGAGUGAUGGCAGAGAACAGCCUGGGCAGGAGCUUGCCCAGUGAGGCGUCUGAGCAGUAUUUGACCAAAGCUGCAGAACCAGAUAAAAAUCCCAUGAUGGUGGAAGGACUGGGAUCAGAGCCCGAUAAUUUGGUGAUUACCUGGCAGCCCUUGAAUGGUUUUGAAUCUAAUGGGCCAGGCCUUCAGUACAAAGUGAGCUGGCGCCAGAAAGAUGGUGAUGAUGAAUGGACUUCUGUGAUUGUGGCAAAUGUAUCCAAAUAUAUUGUCUCUGGCACACCAACCUUUGUUCCAUACCUGAUCAAAGUCCAGGCUCUGAAUGAUGUGGGGUUUGCUCCAGAGCCAGCGGUAGUGAUGGGACAUUCUGGAGAAGACCUCCCCAUGGUGGCUCCUGGGAAUGUGCAUGUGACCGUGGUGAACAGUACCUUAGCUGAGGUGCACUGGGACCCAGUGCCUCUGAAAAGUGUCCGCGGACACCUGCAAGGCUAUCGGAUUUACUACUGGACGGACCAGAAUUCAUCAAAGAGAAACAGACGCCACAUUGAGAAAAAGAUCCUCACUUUCCAGGGCAGCAAGACCCACGGCAUGCUGCCGGGGCUGGAGCCCUUCAGCCACUACACGCUGAACGUGCGCGUGGUCAAUGGGAAAGGGGAGGGCCCGGCCAGCCCUGACAGAGUCUUUCACACGCCGGAAGGAGUUCCCAGUGCCCCGUCCUCCUUGAAGAUUGUUAACCCAACACUAGACUCUCUCACUUUGGAAUGGGAUCCACCAAGCCACCCGAAUGGCAUUUUGACUGAGUACACCUUAAAAUAUCAGCCAAUUAACAGCACCCAUGAAUUAGGCCCACUGGUAGAUUUGAAAAUUCCUGCCAACAAGACACGUUGGACUCUAAAAAAUUUAAAUUUCAGCACUCGGUAUAAGUUUUAUUUCUAUGCACAAACAUCAGCAGGAUCAGGAAGUCAAAUAACAGAGGAAGCAGUAACAACAGUGGAUGAAGCAAUGGCAAGCCGGCAGGUGGACAUCGCAACGCAAGGCUGGUUCAUUGGUCUCAUGUGCGCUGUCGCUCUCCUGAUCUUAAUUUUGUUGAUUGUUUGCUUCAUCAGACGAAACAAGGGUGGCAAAUAUCCAGUUAAAGAAAAGGAAGACGCCCAUGCUGAUCCCGAAAUCCAGCCCAUGAAGGAAGACGAUGGCACGUUUGGAGAAUACAGUGAUGCAGAAGACCACAAGCCUUUGAAAAAAGGCAGCCGAACACCGUCGGACAGGACUGUGAAGAAAGAAGACAGUGAUGACAGCCUUGUGGACUAUGGAGAGGGAGUGAAUGGCCAGUUCAACGAGGACGGCUCCUUCAUUGGGCAGUACAGUGGUAAGAAAGAGAAAGAGCCAGCUGAAGGCAACGAGAGCUCAGAAGCACCGUCUCCGGUCAACGCCAUGAAUUCCUUUGUUUGA
This is a messenger RNA of Pipistrellus nathusii (Nathusius's pipistrelle), 3600 nucleotides long. Lineage: Eukaryota; Metazoa; Chordata; Mammalia; Chiroptera; Vespertilionidae. The record is from the annotation of a GenBank genome assembly.